GGCGGGGGAGCCCUCGGGACGCCGCGCCGCGCUCAGGUGCCCCGGGUCAGACCCCGCCGUGGCCGCCAGCCCCGCUGCUGCGUAGGGCCCCGGCCGCCGCGCCGCGCCGCCGAUGGAGCUGGAGGCGCAGUGGUGGACAGGACAGCUGGCUGCCGACAUCCACCAAGCGCUUCGCUACAAGGAGCUGAAGCUGCCCUCCUACAAAAGCCAAUCUCCCCAGUUACAUCUGAGAAGAUACUUUGCAGAUCUGAUUGCCAUUGUGAGCAAUCGGUUCAGACUUUGUCCUGCUGCACGACAUCUAGCUGUGUAUCUGUUGGACCUCUUUAUGGAUCGUUAUGACAUAUCUAUACAGCAGCUGCAUGUGGUUGCUCUUUCCUGUUUACUUUUAGCAAGUAAAUUUGAAGAAAAGGAAGACAGUGUUCCCAAACUUGAACAGCUGAACAGCUUGGGUUGUAUGACUAACAUGAAUUUGGUACUAACAAAACAGAAUUUGCUUCAUAUGGAGUUGUUGUUGCUAGAAACAUUUCAGUGGAAUUUGUGCCUCCCAACUGCUGCUCAUUUCAUCGACUAUUAUCUUUCUAUUGCUGUCCAUGAGACUGAUCUUCAUGAUGGCUGGCCAAUGGUUUGCUUAGAGAAGACUAAGUUAUAUAUGGCAAAAUAUGCUGAUUACUUUCUGGAAGUAUCACUGCAAGGUGAGUUACGUAUUUCAGGUAAUGACUCCUCUGUUGCCUUGACAGACAAUGACCAACUUGAAUCUUUUUCUUAUUCCUUCUUUCUAGAUCAUGCAUUUUUAAAUUAUGCUCCUUCUUUAGUUGCUACUGCAUGUGUAGCUUCUUCAAGGAUUAUCUUGCGUCUCUCACCAACGUGGCCUACCCGACUGCAUCAUCUUACUGCAUACUCCUGGGAUUUUCUAGUGCCGUGUAUUGAGCGACUAUUAAUUGCACAUGAUAACGAUGUGAAGGAAGCAAACAAGCAAAAAGGACAACAUGCUCAGUCUGCCCAACACACUGUAUUUCAGACCUCAGCUCCAACUCCCCAGCAGGCUAAUGCUCAACAGCACAUACCACAGUAUCUCCAAGCUCAUCAAUCUUCAUUACAGUAUCACCAUCAGACAUCACAGCAGCAAAACUGUCAACAGAUAUUAUCAUCUAAUCAUACAGCAUCUUACCCACUUCAGACUUGCCCUGCUGCCUUACAGUCUAGUGUUCAGGCUCGAGGCCAUGCACAGACUGGUGCUGCAGUGUCAAUCACUGCUCCGCUAGAAGUGAAGCCAUGUAUAAGUGUCUCCUACAACCGGAGUUACCAAGUGAAUGGACGAUAUUCCUGUAUUACUCCUUGCUUUGAGAGGUGAUAAAUACAGAAUGGUUUUGUGCUUGUUUUUUUGGGGUGGGAAGUUGUGUUGAGGGGAAUUGUUUUGGGUGUUUUUGUUUUGGUUUGGUUUUUUUGUUAACCCUCAAAUAAGUUUGAGGGCAACAAAUUGAAUAAGAGAGUGUCUUUCCAGGAAAAAAGGCAACUGGAUUGGCAAGCAGUACCAUAGGUCAAAUACAGACUUGAAACAAGCACACAGAACACCCUCCAAAAAGAAUGUGUAUACCUGGAGGUAGUAAGUUCUUUCUCUGGCACUCGGAAUACUCAGUGCUUCUAACGCACAUCUUUGAAAUACCAGUCAAAAGUAGCUGUGGAUUAACUACAGGCUUACCUUUUAAUGAAGGAGAUACGCAGUAUUAUUUUGAAGACAUUUAUGUAAUACCACCAUACAGUAUUAACACUUACUUUAAAUUUACUGAAACUUAAGAAUCCAUUGAAUGCCAGAUUUCUCCAGAUACAUGGGAACCACAGGAAGAAACAAAUCUCAUCUGGCUAACUCCAUACUCUUGCCCCUUUUUCAGCAUUUGUGUUGGAUAUUUGCUUUAGGCUAAGGCAUUUGAGUUAACUGGUAUUUUGGCUAGUUUUAAGUUUUGUACCUCACAGGAUAGACACUAUGUUUUUGCUUCUUUUCUUCUCCCUGUCUUUUUUAUGUUUAAAGUAACUCUUUCAUACUAACUCAGGGAAUUUUGUAUUCAUUACGCUGUGCUGCUGGUUUGUACACUUAAUUGGGUAUAACUUGAAGGGAGAAAGGUAGAGAGGGAAGAGAUUAUAGCAAGUGGAGUGGCUUUUCUUCAGGGCAUCUAUGUGCAGGAAUACCAAAGGGAUAUGUUAGUAUUCACAGAAUGUAGAUGUGAGCUACUGCCCAGCAGUGUGCUGUUGAGUAAUUGAAGAAAAGAGAGUUUCAGCUGAACUUGCACUGUACCAGAACUACUACAGUGGCUGCGAUUCCUCUGUGUAUACACAAACACACAUGUAGUAUUAAUCAACGGAGAGCAUCCUCCAGUUGUAUUGACAGUAUCACUUGUACAGAAAAAGUACAGUUAAAUGUACUUUCAGGCUUAUAGUGGAGGGAAAUUCUCAGGUAAUAGUGGGGCAACUUUUUCUUCUACUAUUUUGGAGUUCUAGGAGAAAAUGCAGAGAUUUACUCUUUGAAAGGGGUGGAUCAAAAAUAUAUUGCAGAGUGAACUGCUUUAUCACAAUUAAGGUGCUAAUUAUGUAACUUUAUGGAUUUACACUAUCUCCUGUGGAGUGGGUAGUCUGAGGGUAGAAAGCUUCACUCAUCCAACUCUUGGAUGAAAAUGGUGGUAGAGGUAUUAAUGGAGGAUUAUUUUUUUUUAAUUAUUUUUUUUUUUAAGUACAAGAAGAUACCUGAGUUUCUCCUGUGGUAGAAUAUGGGAGAGAGAGGGGUAUGGAUGACAGGAUUCUUACUACUUUAAAAUAUCUUUGUAGUAUGUGGACUUAAGGCUUUUUUUUGUUUUAUUUUUUCUUCUACCACCUUCUUCGCCCCUGUCUUAGUGGCAGCACUUAAAAUUGUGUACCAUCUAACGAUGCUGAAGUAUUGUGAAUCUUACAGAGACUGUUUUGAAAGCAGGGGCAAUUAAGAUAACAUUAUCAAUAUUUAUCACAGAAGGGCCUUAUCAUAAUGUUCAGAGUGGAGGGAAGACAGCUGUGUUAAUUCUUUCCUGGGCUGAAUGAUAACAUGCUACAAAAACCUACGUAUUGUUGAGGAGAAGAAAUCCUGUUUCUCUUGGUUUGUUUCGGUUUGUUUGGGCUAUUUUGCAGAAAUCUCAAUUUGUGUGGUGGGCUUUUGUAGCAUGUAUGUGCAAGCCAGGAGGGUGAAUGAAUGAGAUGACCCUCUGCUUUAUGCUACAGAAUCAACUUUGAAAUAAGUAUAGUGGGGUCAAUUCUUAAAUAAAGUGCAAGUUGGUUUGGUUGUGGUGGUUUUGGCUUUGUUUUUCUCUCCUCUCUCCAUCUUUUCAUGAAUAUUUGCCCAUGUCUGAGAGUAGUGUUGAGACUUUCCACCUCAUAAGAUGCCAUGGUUUUUAUUCAGCAUUGUUACCCAUUUAAGAGGGAAAUGGACUUCUUUCUCCUGGUUUCAUUUUGUUGCAAUGCUAUAUCCAAGUCCUCAGUGCUCUAACUACCUCUGAUGCUAUGAAUGUACAGUCUUGUAAUAGACCACAACUUGAAAUAACAGCAGAUGCCUGUAGCAAUCUUUUAUGUAAAAUCUUUAAAUCAGCUAACUUGUCAUCUUUAUUUGUGACACAGCAGUAUAGGCUCUUCUUUUUGAGUAUCAGUAAAUUUAUCCCAUAGGCAUUUGAUAUUUAAAAAUUAACUAAUACUUAACACUGGAAUUAUUAGGGGCGGGGGUGUAUUCAGUUAGUUAAUACAGCAAAUUUACAUUUAAUAGGGUAUUUUUUAUUUGACUAUUUUAAGACAUUAGGUCAACUGUAAAAAGAUCCACUACAUGCUGUUUGUUUUUAAUUUAUUACUUAGUCUGAGUUUUUUCUGACACUACCGCUGCAUAAUGUCUACAGAGAAAAUGUACACUGAACAGUUUCAAUAUAUUAUUUAAAAGGGCUUUACCAGUGUACAUUAGAAAUACACUGUUCUUACUAUUAGAACCAAAAUGUGGUUUUUAUGGAAUAAAUAAGAAUGGUGCUCCUAAAUGCAAAAUGUCCAACCAAUGGAAUCUUUGUGAGUGCUAUGCAUUCGACUUAUUUUUUAAAAUAAAACUAGUUUUGAGUAAGAA
Messenger RNA from Strigops habroptila (Kakapo), 4117 nucleotides. RefSeq names its product cyclin J (gene CCNJ). Gene Ontology annotation, biological process: mitotic cell cycle phase transition; regulation of cyclin-dependent protein serine/threonine kinase activity. Lineage: Eukaryota; Metazoa; Chordata; Aves; Psittaciformes; Psittacidae. Gene Ontology annotation, cellular component: cytoplasm; cyclin-dependent protein kinase holoenzyme complex; nucleus. Gene Ontology annotation, molecular function: cyclin-dependent protein serine/threonine kinase regulator activity. The record is from RefSeq and is a predicted model, not a curated record. The transcript has 5 exons. The coding region runs from base 113 to 1351 and encodes 412 amino acids.